This is a messenger RNA of Saprolegnia diclina VS20, 1018 nucleotides long. RefSeq lists its product as hypothetical. The record is from RefSeq and is a predicted model, not a curated record. Gene Ontology annotation, cellular component: membrane. NCBI's taxonomy places the organism in Eukaryota, Oomycota, Saprolegniomycetes, Saprolegniales, Saprolegniaceae. The coding region runs from base 16 to 954 and encodes 312 amino acids. The transcript has 7 exons. Gene Ontology annotation, molecular function: transferase activity.
CGAAAAAUAACACACAUGGCCGAUCCGCCACGGACGAGCCUCGUGGCGGGCUGCCGCCGCCAGAUCUGGACGACUGCGAUCGCGACCUUUGCACAUGGCUUCGCCUUGCUCCUUGGCCUCCUUCCGCCAUGCAUCUUCGUGCCCAUGGGCAAGAUCAUGGGCCACGCCUGCUACGCCGCGGGCUGGCGGAAACGCAUUGCCAAGAAGAACCUUGCCAUGGCCUUUCCAGACAAGUCCGAGAUGGAGCGCAAGCAGCUGCUCAAGGAAGCGUACCAGACGACGUGCACGUCGCUGCUCUGGUUCCUCCAUCUUCGCGCCUUUGAUCGAUGGAAGCAUAUGGAGCGCUACGUCGACAUAUCAUUCCCCACUGCGUACCUUGACGAUGUCGCCAAAGGCCCUGUGCUCGUCACCUCGGCGCACCUCGGGUGCUGGGAGCUGCUUCCAUUUGUGCACGCGCCACCGCAUGUGUCGAUACGCAGCGUCUAUGCGCUCUACCGGCCACUCCACAACGUGGCGCUGGACCGCGUCGUCUUGGACCUUCGCCAGCACGAUACGAGCAUGCACCUCUUGCCGGACAAGCACUGUCUUCCGAGCCUCUACUCGAUUCUCAAGGCCCCGGAUCCCCACACGAUCGUGGCACUGGUGUGCGACCAGCGCCCGAGCCACAACCACGUACCGGUGCGCUUCUUGGAUCAACCGACUUUUUAUGCGCCGGGUGUUGCCGUUUUGCACAUGCGAAGCCAUCGACCAGUGUGGUUCACGGCGCUCUUGCACGCCCCAUCUGACGCCGCCAAGCCAUUUCGCCUCGUCACUGUCCCCGUUAUUGGACGCGGCGCCAACGUGACGCAGCUCGAUGUGAUCAUGCAAUCGUACGCCGAUAUCGUCUCGGCGAACGUUCGGCAAGCCCCCGCGCAGUACAUGUGGUUCCACGACCUCUGGCGCGACGCUGCUUAGCUGCUCAAUAUAAUAGAAGCAAAGUGGCAACACGCAUGCUCAUAGUCGGCCAGCUCUUCUUCUC